This is a messenger RNA of Dovyalis caffra, 216 nucleotides long. The record is from the annotation of a GenBank genome assembly. NCBI's taxonomy places the organism in Eukaryota, Viridiplantae, Streptophyta, Magnoliopsida, Malpighiales, Salicaceae.
GACAAACAGGACGAGGUAGGCAAAUCCCAUCCCCGCCCGCCCCAUUCCCCGAUCAAAGCGGGGAAUCCCCGCGUUAACCUUGGAAAAUUGACACGGGGCUCCGUUGAGGCGGGACAAAUUGCCAUCCCUAGGAGUGAGGUGGGCUUUCGGGAUUUUGGGCAAACAGCUAGUCAACUACAUUCAAUAAAACAAAAGCUGACUCCGAAGUACGAGUAG